AUGUGGGUUAUGUUGCCAUGAACCGGCUCCUCCCAAACUCACUUUCCGAGUUUUGUCACUCCGCCGUUUCAUCAGUGAAGGGUUUGCCGGUUUCUUCUCUCCGGCGGCGAACAUUGGCAAUCAAGAAAAGACGGAUUAUGAUAAAUUCAUUGUCGCUAGAACCAAUGGAAGAAGAAGAAGAAGUCCAGCCAAAGAAGAAGGAUUAUGUACAUUAUGAUCACAAUGAUGCUUGCAAAGACUCCAGGUGGACUUCUAGGGAAUCUUACCAGUUCAUGUACGCAAGGCCAUGGCAUAAAGUGCUUGAUUUUUAUUCGGAUGUGGUGAACGGGCGCUUGUCGUUAGAAGCAUUACUUGGAGAGUGCAGAGAUCUUUCUCGAGAGACACAUUUAUCUUCCAAUGGCGUUGAAAUGGUUGAGGAUCCUGACAUGUCUGAAUCCAAGAAUGUUUCAUCUAAAGAUCGGAGUGGGAGGUGGGCUCGAGUAACAUAUAAGAUAAUCCUGUCAUAUCACGGCGGUUCCUUUGAUGGAUGGCAGAAGCAGCCUGGUUUGAACACCGUUCAAGGUUUGGUGGAAAGAUCUAUUGGGAAGUUUGUUGAUGAAAAGAAAGCCGAACAACUGAGAGAGAAGGGUUUCCCAUUAGAAGCUGCUGUUUCUGUUGCAGGAAGGACUGACAAAGGAGUUACUGCUCUUAAACAAGUUUGUUCUUUCUAUACUUGGAGAAAGGAUGUUAAACUUCAAGAGAUUGUUGAUUCAAUUGAUGAAGCAGCACCAGAAAAGCUGAAGGUUGUUUCUGUUACUAAGGUAUCAAGGGCAUUUCAUCCUAAUUUCAGUGCGAAAUGGAGACACUACUUUUACAUUUUCCCUUUAGAUGAUAGCAAGGAUGAUAGCAAGGCCGAGGAAGGAAGUCAUAAUGUAAGUGAUGAGGAAGGAAGUCGUAGUGUAAGUGAUGAGGAAGGAAGUCGUAAUGUAAGUGAUGAGUUUGAAAGCCAAAAGAAAAUGACGAGAUUUGAAAUAAGCAAAGUCAACCGGCUUCUUCAUGAACUGGAAGGCAAAUUAUUGUCCUACAGAAUGUUUGCACGAGAUUUAAAGCCCUCGAGGAAUACAGGACCACCCACUGAGUGUUUUAUCUACCAUGCUCGAGCUGCGGAAAUUACAAUACCAUGUUCUUCUAUUGAGGUUUUUCUAUUGCAAAGCCCAUUUCAAAACACUUUCCAGAAAAAUCCUCUUUUUUCUUUUGUUCACUCAUCAAGUCCUUCUGGAUGUAUGCAGGAGGAGAAGUGCACGAAAGCAAUGUGUAUCGAGUUGGUUGCUAACCGCUUCUUAAGAAAGAUGGUUCGAGUUCUUGUGGCAACUGCGAUUAGAGAAGCUGCCGCUGGAGCAGAAGAUGACGCAUUAGUUAAGCUAAUGGAUGCAACUUGCAGGCGAGCCACUGCUCCUCCUGCACCUCCCGAUGGCCUUUGCCUUGUUGAUGUUGGCUACGAGGAUUUUGAUCCAUGCAUUUGCCUUAUCCCUUGAAGAUGUGCACUAGAAAAAAAUCCCAGGCAUUGUAUUGUUUUUUUUUUUUCUUUAUCGAUUGAAAAUAGUGUUACAAGCCUGGAUA
This is a messenger RNA of Impatiens glandulifera, 1599 nucleotides long. Its product is annotated as tRNA pseudouridine synthase A. Lineage: Eukaryota; Viridiplantae; Streptophyta; Magnoliopsida; Ericales; Balsaminaceae. The record is from RefSeq and is a predicted model, not a curated record. The transcript is spliced from 8 exons. Gene Ontology annotation, biological process: tRNA pseudouridine synthesis. The coding region runs from base 18 to 1514 and encodes 498 amino acids. Gene Ontology annotation, molecular function: RNA binding; pseudouridine synthase activity.